AUGCCGACUGUACCCGCCCGCGCCACCGUGUGGAAGUUCUUCCACAUGGCCAAGCGGCCGGAGCAAUUCUUCGUCCGUGACGGCGACGAGCUCGAAUACAUCUCGAACCUCGUCGUCAGGGCGGGCCAGCAACCCAUUCUCGUGGGUGGGGCGCCGCUCAGAAUUGCUCGGAUCCGCGUGAAACGCGACGCGGCGGGGAACCCGAUCCGGCAGGCUCCGGAGUCGUGGAUGUGGGAGGUGGAGUUGACCCAGGCCAACGGGACACUGUCCUGGUUCGAUCUGGGGUUUUUCUCUGGUCCGAAGGACCUAGAGAACAAGCUGCUGGACGAGUUUGGGCGGAACCCGGGGUUUGUGGUCACUGGGCCAGCCGGCGCCCUCAACGACGGUCGUGGUUGUUGGGACAGAUUCGUCGUCCAUCGCCCAGGGGAUCCGGCGCAGACGAUGGCGCAGGUUCGCCAGGAUUACUGGCAGCAGCAGAGGCAGCUGCAGCAACAGCUGCAACAACAGCAACAACUACAACAACAACAGCAGCAGCAGCAGCAGCAGCAGCAACCACAACCGCAACAACCACAACCAUAA
Molecule: messenger RNA, 579 nt
Organism: Fonsecaea erecta
Lineage: Eukaryota; Fungi; Ascomycota; Eurotiomycetes; Chaetothyriales; Herpotrichiellaceae
Exons: 2
Coding region: 1-579 (192 amino acids)
Source: RefSeq, a predicted model, not a curated record